Eufriesea mexicana is the source of this 5583-nucleotide messenger RNA. RefSeq names its product defective transmitter release. Gene Ontology annotation, cellular component: axoneme. The transcript has 16 exons. The record is from RefSeq and is a predicted model, not a curated record. Gene Ontology annotation, molecular function: protein binding; dynein complex binding. Lineage: Eukaryota; Metazoa; Arthropoda; Insecta; Hymenoptera; Apidae. Gene Ontology annotation, biological process: axoneme assembly.
AUGGUUUCUGGAUCUAAACGCGAAAUCGGCGUGAGGCGAAGACUUCUCCUUGUUUCCACCGAAGAGCAGAUGAUAUCUGGUGAAGUUUGGCCUGGAAUCGAAGUGGUGUCCCUUGAUGGUUAGCACUUCUCUGAUGUUCUCCAGGCCAUUAACGACCACGCAGGGCACAGAUCCCAUCCUGAGCUUGAUCACCUGGCAGUCGUGGUCCCUAACAAGAUACCGAAAGAUUCGUCGGUGGACUUCGAUGUCCUCUCCACUUCGUCGUCGGACGUUUACACGAAGAUGUACGUGGAAUUACAGAGGAACGAGUGCACCUCAGAGGCACAGGCAUCGGAUAUUAAAUCCACGCCAGAGUCCAUCCCAGAAGUGGAGAACGAAGAUGACUGCAACUGGCUGUCAUACUACGACUGCAGCGCGAUCUUCGACGUGACCUGUGAAAAUCUGUCGUAUUACAACUCGACCAAAGCCGAGAAGGAUAGUGACAGCGACUUGGACGACACCUUGAACUUCGACGACGCCGAAGAAGGCGAAGCUUUGCUCCUGGACGAGAACGACUGCUGUUCCAAUUCUUAUUGUCAACGGUCGUUCGAAGAGGUCUAUGGCAGGAAGCUCGACAAGCUAGAUCGAUUCGCGGACGACGAUCCUGUGAUUUCUGACAAGAUUUGCACGACCGAAAUAAUAAGUCACGCUCGACCGAGCAUCUCCGAGUACGUACCCGUAGAGACUUUGACAGACGGGGAUGAGAAUCAAGAUAAAAGCAUUCCUUUUCGCGACUCGGAGAAUCAAACUGUCGAUGACCAACGUGACAGAGAUGUCAUUAGAGGUGACGAAGAAUUAGAGAAGCCUCGGGAUAGCGAAGUAUCGAACCAAGACGGUGUCAACGUUGCUCCGAGUAGAGUAACGAUCGAAGAAACGACAGAGGAGUUGAAGAUGUCGGAGAAUGUGGAUUUCUCGAGCGAUUCAGAGGAAGAAAACGAGGAAAAUUUAGUAUACUCCUCGCCCAACGUGAACAUCUCCGCCUACUUCAAGUUCAGGGACAGUAUGAGGGAGCCAAAGUUCGAGGCCACUUUGGACGAGCCAAAUUUGACAGUUUCUAGCAAAGAGUCGUUAACUCUGGAGGAAAUCGUGAAAGAGCCUGUAGAAACGGACAAGAAAAUAACGACGACAGAUGCACAGGAGCAAUGCUCACGAGAAACGAGGCUGGAAGAGGAUCCAACGAGGGAUAUCUCAGAAAAUACGUGCUCGGAUCAAGGAAAAGAAUCGAAGCUCGUCGAGCCGAGCUCUCCGGAAGAGUACCUGGAGAAAUUGGCGGAAAUCACGGAAUCCGAUUGCCCGAGGACCGAGGAAGAGGCUCGAGAGACGCUGAAGAAGAUCGCUGAGGGCAAGGCAGAGAUAGAGAACAGGAAGAACGAAGCGCUGAAGGAUCUGUCAGCGGAAUUUAACGAGAUCGAGAAGCUCGUCGCAGAGACGAAGCCUGUCGAGGGCUACAAAAGCGAAUCCGACGAAAGCCUGGACGAGGCGAAGGAAAAGGUCGAAGGUAUCGCGAUGCCACUGACGAAGGAUCAGGUGACUGAGAGUUUCAAACUCAAGACUACUCGAAAGGACGCGCAAGACGAGGAGAGACGUCGAGCAGAGCUGCUGCAGGAGUGUCUUCAGAUCAUACCUAAGAGCCCAGAAGCAGAGGAAGAGGAAGCUAUUCGGGACGAGGCUGGGUCGAAGGUUGAACAAAGUUUGACAGAGGUUAGGGAGAAAAUGCAGUUUGACACCGGUGCCGUUGACGGGUCACAGGCUUCGAAAGAGGAUAUCGACGAGGAGCCAGCAAACAAGGAAACGGUCAAAGGAAUAGUUCAAAGUAUCAUAGACGACACGGAGGACUCGAUUUUUUGGCAAUUAGGCAAAGAACCGGAGAGAACGUACAUCAAGGGAAAGGUUUACGACUUCGACGAGAAGAAACAUGGCGUCAGAAUGACCGAACAGCUUUUGAAGAAGCACUGCAAGGAGAACAAACUUUAUCAGACGCCCUACCUGAACGACGUGCUGUAUCUUCAUUACAAAGGUUUCUCUUUCAUCGAGAACCUGGAGAAGUAUACGGGCCUGAAGUGCCUGUGGCUGGAGAACAACGGGAUCCGGGAGAUCGCGAAUCUGGAGAAUCAGAGCGAGCUGAAGUGCCUGUACCUUCAGAGCAAUUUGAUCAGCAAAAUCGAGAACCUCGGGUACCAGACGAAGCUCGACACUCUGAACCUCUCGCACAACAUGAUACGAAGGAUUGAGAAUCUCGAUAGCCUCAAGUUCCUGAAUACUCUAAACCUGUCGCACAACUACUUACAAGAUACCGCUGACAUUGAGCAUCUCCGAUUGCUGGACAGCCUCUCGGUACUGGAUAUUUCUCACAACAGGAUAGACAGCGACGAAGUCGUUAAUAUCCUGGGUGACAUGAGAGAACUACGCGUGGUGACCCUGAUGGGAAACCCUGUCCUGAGGAUGAUCAGGCUGUAUCGUAAGACUAUGAUAUUGAAAUGUAAAAACCUCAGGUACCUGGAUGACAGACCUGUGUUUCCGAGAGACCGCGCCUGUGCCGAAGCUUGGAUGCGAGGAGGACCCGAAGAAGAAGCAGCUGAGAGGAAACGCUGGAUCGAGGCGGAGCAGAAGAAAAUCAAUGAUAGCGUGCAAGCCCUGAUAAACAAAAGGAAGCUGUGCAAACCGGUCGGGACGUCCGAAAAGGAGGCGGAGGAUAAGAAGAAGACGAAGGAGGACGAAGAAGUAGCCACGACCACGCUUGUCUGCACGAGCAGCGAACUGCUCAAGCUGGAGAAGAAGAAAAAGUCGGGCACCUCAUCCUCCAACAGUUCCUCCGCGUCCUCGUCAUCGGACGAAGAGGUGGAGAACGCCGAGGAGGAUGAUGGAACGGGGCAAAAAGGAAUCGAGAAAAGUGACGGAAGGAGGCCAAUGGCGGAGGAAGGAAGAAAAGCCUGCGGCGAUAUUGGCAAGGAAAUUUUGUUUCCCUGGAAAACCGAGGCGUCGUCGUGCAAGGAGCCAAAACGGUUGGUAGAAGUGAUAGAAGGGUCGAAGGAAUACCUGUCAGAGGACGCAGGAGGGAAGAUGACCGGGAAGAAAAUUUUGGACGAGAGACGAAAUGACGACGGUCCACUAGGUAGCUGUGCUCUGGCCCAUUACGAGAAACUUGUCCCGGAGACGACCAACGAGACCGAAAUUACUCUACCUUGCUGCAAGCAGGGGAAGAACGAUACUGAAGGAACGUCCAAAAGUUCCCUGGAUUCUGUCAACAUUUUUGACAGGACUGACGCGGAGAAGAAUAAGGAAGGGAACAUCGCGAGCGCCGUCAACGAUCAAGCUUCUCGUAAAGAUAUUUUGGAUAAUUACCGAAGAAGAGACGAUCCGCAUCCUUUGAGCAGUCAGCUGAGCAGCAUCAGAGAGGACAUGAAGGAGUUCUGCGCUGACAUGGACAAAUUCGUGGAGGAUAACAACAUCGUCUUCAAGAAUGCCGAUAUAAGCCUUGAAAAGGAAGAGAAAGAUCUGUCUACGAAGGAGCACAACUUCAAAUGGUGGAAUACCAGGGAGAGGAAAUUGAAGGUGCAAGGGAUCAUGAAGAUGAGAGAAGAAAUGCAAAGAAUGGAGAUCACUGACGACGCUGGAGAAAAAGUUGCAGACAAAGCAGAAGCAGAAGGAAAGAAGGAAGUGUCAUCUCCGCAAGGUGUUUAUGAUUUAUUAAAUCUGAAAACGUGUCCUAAUAUUCUGCUGAAGAGUGUGAGAACUUAUCCUGAAAACGAAGAUGCUUCCAUGUUAUGCGAGUCGAGUAAAAACGAAGGUAACCAAGAACGCCUCUCAGGUGUGUACAAGUAUCUGUUUAACGAGAUGGAAAAUAGAAAUGAGACUGAUAAAAGAUUCGAGAAGAAGUCGAUUAGUUCCCAUGAAUUGCUGCAUCUGGAAAAAAUUGAGGAAGCUGAAGAAGGUAUAGCACGAUCUUCGAGUUGUGUCGAUAUGACUCUCUCGGACAGUGAUACUGCAAAAUUGGUCAACGAGGACAAAUCUGUUCGCAUAGAAAUAUUAGAAGCAAGUCCUAACAUCGAACCUGUCAACUCUGUUGAAGAUAACGAAUUGGACGAAUCUCUAAAGAUUAAUAAUUACGCGAUUGAUAAUAAUAAUAUGGGCGAAGGAAUCAAAGAAGAAGCAGAUGAAACUUCAAAUGUCCCGGAAGAAAAUAAUUUCGGUGAAAACCAAAUAGGUGACAGUCAAAGAACUGUCAAAGUGCGGAAUGAUAGCAACGAAACGCAGUCAUCGGAGACCCAAUCCGCAACCUCUAUGGAAUUACCUUCGCACAUGGAAAAGUCGAUCCACUCUACGAAAUCGCAAAAAAGAUCGCGUGAUGGGAAAUCUCAGGACACGGCCAGGAAGAAAUCCCAUUUAAUCGAAGAAAUGGACGCCGAGAAAGACAGAGGCGAUCGAGAGACAGGCAAUAAGCUGACCGAGAAAUGCAGACGGCACUUCAUGGAAGAGGCAAAGAAAUUCGUGAAAAAGGAAUCGCCCCUGAUCGACAAGUGCAUAGAGAACCUGCUGACGAAUAGGAAUCCCGAGGGAAAAUGGAAUCUAAACCGCGGUCAAGAGGAUUUCUUAGCUUGUGCAUCCUUCAGUCCCUUCUUUGAUAAAACUGUAGAGGACUCGGAGCAGAUGGUCUCGUCACCUGGACGAUCUCAAGUGAAAUCGAAAGAGAUUGACACCCAAGACGAUGCCAAAGCUAAUCGAGAGACAAAGGAUUCCUAUCUGUGCUCUCUUCAACGAUCAGACAUGGAGUCAAUCGUGGAGCUUCUGAAGGAACCCCAGACCCCGGAAAGAUCGUCUAUGAAAAUGUGUAAGGAUCUGUACAAAGAAUUCUGCGAGCACGUGGAACAAGAGAACAGCAAAAGGAAGCUGCUGAUCGAGCCAGACUUCAUGAAGAGGGUAGCUGAAGAGGAAAAGAAACCUGACGUUCUAUCGUCAAGGGAGACGAAACAGUCGAACGAGGUAGAAACAAAAUCGUUGAUCGAGGUGGUGUCAGAGGAUUCGACGAAUGUAAACGAGCUGGGAGAAUUCGAAGGAUCACCGGUUGAUCCCGAAGACCCUGCGAUGGACGCAGCGUUGAGAGAGAAGAUAUUGAAAAGCAUAAAUGCCCCGAAAAGCGACGAGCAGAGGGAAAGGGGAAGAAAAUCUGCCGACAAGUUGAUGAAGGUUUCCAGAGAAGCCAUGGCCAAGGGAAAAUCGAUGCUCGAGGAACCUUCCGACAUCUGCAAUCAGAAACGAUGUUUCGACGACAGUAGGGCAUUUUUCAUGAACCUGCUGAAGGAAGAUUCGCAAGACAAGAUGGAGGCUAACGUUGAUCCCCCGAAGAGCAUCGACGAGAAACCCAUAACCACCAUGGAUAAUUCGAAUUUCGUCUCGGAACCUGAAGAACCUACGAAAUUAUCGUCAACGGAGGGUGUCGAUAUCGCCGAUAGCAUAAUUCGGGAUAAUAAAGUCCUCGACACGGAAAAAGAAAAUGGCGGUAGGGCGAGGAAGAGCUUGGAAAUGCAAGUCGUUCAAGGAAAUUGA